GUGUGUGUGUGUGUCAGUGCUGAGGGCUUGGAUUUCUCCGCGCUCGCGCUCGGUGGCUCUCUGGAAACGGCGAUCCGGCGCUGCGUAUCCCCCCGGCAAACAUGUCUAAGCUGGAGCAGAUCCUCAUCCUCGAUCCUCCGACUGAUCUCAAAUUCAAAGGUCCGUUCACAGAUGUCGUCACGGCUAACCUGAAACUAACGAACCCGUCAGACAAGAAAGUAUGUUUCAAAGUGAAGACCACAGCGCCACGCCGGUACUGCGUACGGCCCAACAGCGGCACCAUCGACCCCGGCGCCUCCAUCAACAUCUCAGUCAUGCUCCAGCCCUUCGACUACGAUCCCAAUGAGAAAAGUAAACACAAAUUCAUGGUGCAGACCAUCUUUGCACCGGCCGCCGUCACAGACACAGAGACCAUGUGGAAAGACGCGAAACCCGACGAGCUCAUGGAUUCCAAACUGAGAUGUGUGUUCGAGCUGCCUUCUGAAAACGAUAAAAUGAACGACGUUGAUGUGACAAACAAGGCUGCCCCCGUCUUGGCCUCCUCCAAGGUGGAAGGAUCGACUGCACCCAAACCCGCAAGCGCCGCCCUGGAUGACACGGAGAUGAAGAAGGUUCUGGAUGAGUGCAAGCGACUGCAGAUGGAAAUGAGCAAGCUGCAGGAGGAGAACCGGCAGCUUAAGGAGGAUGGAUUGAGACUGAGGAAAGUUCAGCGACUCGAGCACACGUCCUCCAACUCCAGCUCUCUGAUUGGCCGUGAUGUGGCCACCACCUCCCUCCCAUCACUCCUGGUCGUCAUAGCAGCCAUCUUCAUCGGAUUCUUCCUCGGCAAGUUCAUCCUGUAGAUGGACAAGUGGAGGGGAGUCUGAUGUGUCUGCCUGCCUAUCAACCGGUUCCAGAGAGAGGGAGAGAGGGAAAGAGAGGGAGAGCGCACACGGCCUGGAUGAAAGGGGAAUGUCUUUCUGUUGACUUUGCCAUAUCAUUGGUAGCUGGGCCAGCGGCAGAAACACACAUCUGUGCGGCAUCAUAAUGUCCUCAGCCUCACAUAUGGUUAAUCCAAUACGAGAGAGAGAGGGAGAGAGAGAGAUGGAGGGAGAGAAAGAGGGAACAAAAGCAGAAAUAAGGUUCUUUCCCCUCUCUGUCUCUUUUUAUUCCCACACUGUUCUUUUCUUUGUGCAAUGGACAAACGAUAACUCAGCAAACAUGCUAAAAAUACAGUAGUGGUUUAAGAAAAAGAAAAAAAAUAUAUCAUAAAACCAUCUCACAAAGAAAAGAGACAGGACACAUCUCAGAGACCCAAAUGAUUAAGGUGUUGAUAUAAAUCUUUUUGUUCCCCACAUCACCACUACAGCCACCACCACCACCACCACGCUCCUCACUCUCUCUUUGUUGUUUUAUUCAAACUUCAAUGGAAUGUUAGGUGUCUUGUAAAUGUGAUUUUAAUCCUUUUUAAUAAAAGGAAAAACCAACCUCCAUCAAAACGAAAAAAAAAAAAAAAAAAAAAGACCUCAUGACCCUUUUCACCCCCAGGCCGCCUCAGAAAGACGGCAGAUAUUUCUACCUUCCGCUGCCUCUCCAUUUCCGCAGGAUCAUCAACAGUUGGGCUGGGAACAAAGAUGCCUCCUUUUGUACAUUUUGUCUUUUUUUCCUGUCCCUAACGAUACCAAUGCAGACUUUUAUUACUGUUAUAUCAUAUUAUUAAUAUUAUUAAUGUACUUUAUUUUCCCUCAGUACAAAGCAUUUAUCCGUACUUGAGGCAAACGUUGACUGAAGUUAAAGUCUACACCUCUCCUGUUCUGUUCAAUGUUAUUCAACAUUAAAGAAAAAUAAAAGUGGGGAUAUAAUUAAA
Molecule: messenger RNA, 1846 nt
Organism: Clarias gariepinus (North African catfish)
Lineage: Eukaryota; Metazoa; Chordata; Actinopteri; Siluriformes; Clariidae
Gene: vapal
Product: VAMP (vesicle-associated membrane protein)-associated protein A, like
Exons: 6
Coding region: 102-842 (246 amino acids)
Biological process (GO): neuron projection development
Cellular component (GO): endoplasmic reticulum membrane; plasma membrane
Molecular function (GO): FFAT motif binding
Source: RefSeq, a predicted model, not a curated record